Microtus ochrogaster (prairie vole) is the source of this 4613-nucleotide messenger RNA. RefSeq names its product solute carrier family 41 member 1 (gene Slc41a1). Gene Ontology annotation, biological process: monoatomic cation transport. Gene Ontology annotation, molecular function: monoatomic cation transmembrane transporter activity. NCBI's taxonomy places the organism in Eukaryota, Metazoa, Chordata, Mammalia, Rodentia, Cricetidae. Gene Ontology annotation, cellular component: plasma membrane. The record is from RefSeq and is a predicted model, not a curated record.
GUGCCACCCGCUCUGCCCCAGAUCACGUUUGCCACCCACAGCCAACCACUCUUGUCCAAGUCCGUGGGCAAGAGGCGAUUGGGGGUAAGCGAGCUCGGCACCCCAGGCCCCGUCCGGUCCUCGCCGGCCCGAGGCGGAAUAUCCUGCACUCCAGGCCACUUCCCCAUCGUGGAAUCGGAGCAGCGGCCUCGCAGGAAGGCAGAAGCGAAAUGUAGCGAGCCGGGUGUCGCGGUUGGACGCUCGCCUUGGCUGGGAGUGUAGCGGGGCACACGCUGGGGCUCGAGGAGGACGGCUGAGGGGGAGGAGUGAUGAAAAGAGGGGGUACCCUGCACACCCCGAUACCACGGGCCCCUGCUGCCACUCUCCAGGCACCCUUCAUCCCCAUCGAGGCGCAGGUGUUCCACACAAAUUCUUGUGACUUUAAGGACCAGGCAACUGAGAAAGUACAAGAUCUUCUCAAGAAGGGAGACCUCUGGGAGAGAGGAGAAAGACAGCAGACAUUGUCCUGGGACCAGCUGAGCCCAAGGUGCUGCUGGAAGCUGAAGGCACUCAGCAGGAGUGAGAAGAAGCCCCAGCCCCAGAUUGAGGCUGUGUUCUGAACAAUCGGAACUCAUUUCAGCGUUCACAAGAGAGGGUUGCAGUAUCAGGCACUCCAGACUCAGGUUGAGCCCUUCUCUUCUGCAUGCCCCUGCUCUGAGGAGCUGGCCAUUGAGAACCAAAGAUUUACCCCCCUACAUAGUGCAGAGCUGGGGGUAGGCAUCCGCACCCCUAGUGGCAGCUGCUGCGUCUGGAGUGAAGAGUUUGUUUCCUUCCAGCCCCGGGCUGCAUUGCUUGAUGGGGCUGCCUUUUGGUAGAUCAGUUUUUACAGUGCCAGGCAGGAGUGGAGAGCCGUGGGAAGAGGUCCUGCGGCACUCAAGCCUGGGUUCAACCCAAGACUAAACUCUUUCCCAAGUUAGAGUCGGAGCGAGAAAGAAAAAUAAAUAAUUCUCCCCUCCUCUCCUCCCUGCCUGUCAUGUCCUCUAAGCCAGAGCCAAAGGACAUCCACCAGCCGAAUGGUACUGGCCCUACUCCCUCACCCUGCUCUUCGGAUGGCCCUGGGCGAGAGCCCUUGGCUGGGACCUCAGAGUUCCUGGGGCCUGAUGAGGCUGGGGUGGAGGUGGUGGUGAUUGAGUCUCGAGCUAACGCCAAGGGAGUUCGAGAGGAGGACGCGCUGCUGGAGAAUGGGAGCCAGAGCAACGAAAGUGACGACGUCAGCACCGACCGGGGGCCUGCGCCACCCUCGCCGCUCAAGGAGACCUCCUUCUCCAUUGGCCUGCAAGUGCUGUUCCCCUUCCUCCUGGCGGGGUUUGGGACUGUGGCAGCUGGCAUGGUGCUGGACAUUGUGCAGCACUGGGAGGUCUUCCAGAAGGUGACAGAGGUCUUCAUCCUGGUGCCUGCACUGCUGGGGCUCAAAGGGAACUUGGAGAUGACCCUGGCAUCAAGGCUGUCCACUGCAGCCAAUAUUGGACAAAUGGACACACCUAAGGAACUCUGGCGGAUGAUCACGGGGAAUAUGGCCCUCAUCCAGGUGCAGGCCACGGUGGUGGGCUUUCUGGCAUCCAUCGCUGCCGUCGUCUUUGGCUGGAUCCCUGAUGGCCACUUUAGUAUCCCGCAUGCCUUCCUGUUGUGCGCCAGCAGCGUGGCCACAGCCUUCAUUGCCUCCUUGGUGCUGGGUAUGAUCAUGAUUGGAGUUAUCAUUGGGUCUCGAAAAAUCGGGAUCAACCCAGACAACGUGGCCACGCCCAUCGCUGCUAGCCUGGGCGACCUCAUCACCUUGGCACUCCUCUCUGGCAUCAGCUGGGGACUCUACCUGGAACUGAAGCACUGGCGAUACAUCUACCCCCUGGUGUGUGCCUUCUUCGUGGCCCUGCUGCCUAUCUGGGUCAUGCUAGCCCGAAGGAGCCCAGCCACACGGGAGGUGUUGUAUUCAGGCUGGGAGCCCGUCAUCAUUGCCAUGGCCAUCAGCAGUGUGGGCGGCCUCAUCUUGGACAAGACUGUCUCGGACCCCAACUUUGCAGGAAUGGCUGUCUUCACACCUGUGAUUAAUGGUGUCGGGGGCAACCUGGUGGCUGUGCAGGCCAGCCGCAUCUCCACUUUCCUCCACAUGAACGGCAUGCCUGGGGAGAACUCUGAGCCAACUCCUCGCCGCUGCCCCAGUCCGUGCACCACCUUCUUCAGCCCUGACGUGAAUUCCCGCUCAGCCCGGGUCCUCUUCCUCCUCGUGGUCCCAGGGCACCUGGUGUUCCUCUACACCAUCAGCUGUAUGCAGGGUGGGCACACCACCCUCACGCUCAUCUUCAUCAUCUUCUACAUGACAGCUGCACUGCUCCAGGUGCUGAUUCUCCUGUACAUCGCAGACUGGAUGGUGCACUGGAUGUGGGGUCGGGGCCUGGACCCGGACAACUUCUCCAUCCCAUACUUGACAGCUUUGGGGGACCUGCUUGGCACUGGGCUCCUAGCACUCAGCUUCCAUGUCCUCUGGCUCAUUGGGGACAGAGACACUGAUGUUGGGGACUAGCUUAGCCGUUCAGCCCAUUCUCUACCCCUCUGCACUUUCUAUUCUAUUUGGAUCUUUUCCCUUUCAUCUCCCCACCCCACCCUACACUACACUCCCACAUCUUUCUGGGAUUUCAUUUUGAUACCAAAUUCUCAUUAUUUUCAAUGGGAAUUUUUAUACAUUGAGCCAAGUUUGGAUAGCAAGAAUUCAGGAAGGACAGGUGGACUGAAAUAAGCAGGAAAAGUAGACUUUUGAGACAAUCACCAAGUGCAAUUCCAUGGUGGGUGCCUCCUGGUGAGGUAGAUUGGGACCUUGGCAUUCUGUCUGGCAUCUGGGGACCUUUGGAUUAGCUUUAGCGACCUCAGCCCUGGCCCUAAUGAGAAACUCUUUGUAAGUGGGCUCUGGGUUGUUUUCAGUUUGUUUGAACAGAGGGAUGAGGGCUAAUUAACACUCCCACACAUAUAUGUACUUCUGUAGAAAUGGACCAACUUCAAAGCCCUGGGCAGGAGAAAGCGGCUUCAGCUCCUAGUAAUCACAGCCCUGUUGUUCUGGGCCAGCCUGCACACAGUCAGGUGAUCCGACUGUUCCAUCUGUGUACGUGUGCCUUGCCCAACUGCCCGAUUGCUGUCCAGCCGAACGAGCGGUGGCCUGGGCUCUCCAUGGAUCACUGUCAUCCACAGGUCUCCAGAGGCCCCCCCCCUGAGUCUAGAGAUCCUCGUGUCUGUUCAGGCCACUUCUCUGAUUGUCCCCAAGCACUCCCUUUCCCCACAGCUUACCGGAUGAUAGGCUUCCAAGACUGGGGACAGGACAAGGAAACGUGGCAAAUGAGACCAGUGUGAGUUGCGGGUGUCUCACUGCUGUUUAACCACAUGGUUUGUCUUGGCCUCUGUCGCUUCCUGAACAGAGGUCAGUCGGCCUUUCUCUGGGCUCCUGUCCACUGACAUUCCUUACCCAUUCACUCAUUCAGCAAAUCUCAGCCUCCCUCCACGAGCCUCUCCACCGCGCAACAGCCAUGGGGUGCCUACCGCGUUAGGUCCAGUGCCAGGCAUUGACUAGCCAGUGCUGAGGGGAUCACAGCCCUAACCUCACCUCAUUCCCUAGGUUACAGAGGCCAUGUGCCCCUUUCGGUCUGGCAGUAAACGUUCCCUCGCUGUGGGUAUCUGUGCCUACUUCAAGGCAAGGUCUCCCUCAUUCCCUCUUCAGACCCGGACUCCGCAGUGAUUACCGGCCCCAUUGCUCUGGCAGUUUCGUGUCCUAAAAUACACCACCAUCCCCCAUACAUCUCACCACACACUCAGAGGAAAGUUUAGAACAAGCAAGCUGGCUAUUAGUUGGCUGCUUUGGUAUUUGCCUGUACAUGAUCAGAAGGAAACUGGAGUCUCUUCCCCAAACAGCUCAGCAACUGGGCUGCUCCCUAGCCUGUUUGUAGGAGCCCAUAGACUCUUCCCCUGUGUAGCCUAAGGAUCACCGUGCAAGAAAAGGGUUACGCUGUACCUGAACCUACGGAAACUUCACACCCUUGUUCCUCCCACAUUACCUGAAAUCAUAGAACCUUAGAAUUGGAAGGAGUCGUAGAGAUUCUUCUAGUUGAAGUUCUGUCGAGCAGAAUAAUACCAAUCUGGGCUUGUUUCUGCUUUUCCCUCUGGCCUAACUCCACCCCCAAACACAGGCUUGUAUAGGCAUCAAAGCCCGAGACUGUGACCCCAGGCUCCCCAGCCGCUUACCCUAUCCUGAUUUCUGGUGUUGCAUCAGGUUGUCUAGAGACUGGAUCAUCCCUCUUUGCCCAGAAAACAGAAAGGUAGGCACACCCACCCAGCAGUUGUGCGCAGAGGAGGACUGGCGUGAGGGAAGUUGACUUCAGUAGAAGAUUCAUCUCUUCCCUCUCCCCCCCCCCCCCCGGUUUCACCUAUUGCAUGUACUUUUGGCCUGACUGGAAGAAACAAAAUUAGUUUACUUUCAUAUCCUUCAAAAAUUACAGAACUGUGUCUUAAGAGAAUUAUUUAUAGUUGCUAUAACUGAAUUGACAAAUGUCGACUUAACUGAUAAAUUAUAUUUGGUAAAAUAAAGUGGAAGUUUA